AUGUAUAACAAGGCUCGUACUUUCUUUGUCGGCGGUAACUUCAAAAUGAACGGUUCUCUUGAAUCCGUUAAGUCCAUUGUGGACAGACUCAAUGAAUCAAAGCUCGCAGCUUCUACUGAAGUGGUCAUUGCCCCUCCUGCCCCAUACUUGUACUGGGCCGCUCAAAAUAACAAAAAGUCCCAAGUCUUUAUUGCCGCCCAAAACUCCUAUGACAAGGCCAGCGGUGCUUACACCGGGGAGAUCAGUGUUAACUGUUUGAAGGAUGUUGGCGCUACCUGGGUCAUCUUGGGUCACUCCGAAAGAAGAACCAUCCUCAAGGAAACCGAUGAAAUGGUUGCCAGCAAGACUAAGUUUGCUCUUGACAAUGGUGUCAAAGUGAUAUUGUGUAUCGGUGAAACUUUGGAAGAACGUAAGGCUGGAAUCACUUUGGAAGUAUGUGCUCGUCAAUUGGACGCCGUCUCCAGUAAGGUCAGUGACUGGUCCGAUGUCGUUGUUGCUUACGAACCAGUAUGGGCCAUCGGUACCGGUUUGGCUGCUACCCCAGAAGAUGCCGAAGAAACUCAUGUCGGUAUCAGAAAGCACUUGGCUUCCACCAUUGGUGCUGAACAAGCCGAAAAGGUUAGAAUCUUGUACGGUGGUUCCGUUAACGGUAAGAACGCCAACACUUUCAAGGACAAGGCCAACAUUGACGGGUUCUUGGUUGGUGGUGCCUCCUUGAAGCCAGAAUUCGUUGACAUUAUCAACUCCAGAGAAUAA
Messenger RNA from Saccharomycopsis crataegensis, 756 nucleotides. RefSeq names its product triose-phosphate isomerase TPI1 (gene TPI1). Gene Ontology annotation, molecular function: triose-phosphate isomerase activity. The coding region runs from base 1 to 756 and encodes 251 amino acids. NCBI's taxonomy places the organism in Eukaryota, Fungi, Ascomycota, Saccharomycetes, Ascoideales, Saccharomycopsidaceae. The record is from RefSeq and is a predicted model, not a curated record. Gene Ontology annotation, biological process: glycolytic process; gluconeogenesis; glycerol catabolic process. The transcript has a single exon. Gene Ontology annotation, cellular component: cytosol.